CGCGCGACGGUGGUGUCAGAGAGUAGAAUCUUUAAUAAGAGACAUUGUUGCUUUACAACUUGAGAAUUCGCUAUACAGGUUUACUGUAUCCUAUAUAGCUAUGACACACUUUUGGUUAGCCUUAGCUGCUAUUACUAUUAAUAUUGUUCAGUCUGUAGGGACACAGAGGAUCAGACUACAAAACAUUCAGUUAGAAUAUCAACCUUCGGUACCACUCUCUGAGCAUUACCAAAGGAAAUGUAAUCGAGAACCUUCAGGAUAUAAUAAACCCAAAACCCCCGGAGACAACGGAUUUCAAAUAAAGGUAUCAGGAGAACCUCAGAAGUAUGUUCCAGGAGAAGUUUAUACAAUUUCCCUACAAGGAUAUAGGAGACAGUACAGUAUCCAGAAAUUUACCGGUUUUAUGCUUGUGGUUGAGCCUAAAGAAGUUGUAAGCAUCUUCAACUUUGGCAACAAGGCAUCAGGGAAUGUUGGCUUCUUUCAGUUAUAUGGAGAUGGCCUGUCUAAGUUCUCUGAUGACUGUCCUCAUACCAUCGUCCAGACUUCAAACAUUCCAAAGUCCGAGAUUCAGGUGAUGUGGACAGCUCCUCCUUCACUGUCUGGAUGUGUUGUGUUUAAAGCGACAAUUACAGAAGACAAAGAUGCUUGGUACAUGGACGACGGAGGCUUGACUAAAGAUUUAUGUGAAGACGAACAAGAAAGGAAAGACGAACAGCCAGAUAUCAUUGAAGACUGCUGUGCGUGUGACGAAGCUAAAUAUGAAGUUUCAUUUGAAGGGUUAUGGUCUCGACAUACACACCCAAAAGACUUUCCAUCCAAUGAAUUAUUACCACAGUUUUCGGACAUUAUCGGCUCUUCGCAUACGGCUGAUUUCCGGAUGUGGGAAUACGGUGGCUAUGCUUCUAGGGGAUUAUGUCAGCUGGCAGAGUUAGGGACCACAAAGAAACUUGAAUCUGAACUGAAGACUGAGUCAGAUAAAAUUAGGACUAUUGUCAAAGCAAGAGGGCUGUGGCAUCCAAACCUGAACGGAAAGACGUUUGCUGUAUUUCGAGUGGAUAAAAAACACCAUCUGAUGUCGCUACUGAGCAAACUUAGCCCGAGUCCCGAUUGGAUUGUUGGAGUCAGUGCUCUGGAACUGUGCAUGAAAAACUGUUCCUGGAUAACCAAUAAGGUCAUGAAUCUUUAUCCUUGGGACGCUGGAAUACAUGAUGGACAAUCCUACUUAUCGGAGAUAUCGCCUACGAUACCACAAGAUAAGAUUAAGAGGAUAACAUCACAUGACCCAAGCAGCUCACAAUCUCCCUUUUUUGAUCCCACCGGAUUUCCUAUGAAACCAGUGGCGAGGUUAAUAAUUACACGGCAGAGACUUUAUGAAAAAUCCUGUGAAGAAACCGAAAUAUUUACAGAUGAUCCAGAAAAAAUGGAUAGAUAUGAUUCACCAGAAGAAGCAGAUUACCUUGAGGUAGAAGACUGUGAAGUGACAGAAUGGACAGACUUCAGUUCGUGCAGUGCCACAUGCGGCCGAGGAAUACAGAUGAGAAGCAGAAAUUUCGUAAAUGAACAAAAUGCUCGGAAGAUGAAAUGUCUCACAGAACUGACAGAAAAGAAACACUGUGAUAUGAAAUGUGAGGGGAACGUGAGUUGUAAAACGAGUGAUUGGACUGAUUGGACAACAUGUAGCGUGACGUGUGGAAUAGGUUCACGAUCUCGUCGUAGAUACUACCUGAAUCACGAUGCUCGCAAAGUUUGUCAGGAAGAGCUGUUGGAACAACGGUCCUGUGUAGAAUCCCAAAGCUGUGAGAUGAAUCCAAAGUGUUCGGUAAUUCAGUGGUCUGAGUGGUCGCCCUGUACCACUUCAUGUGGUAAAGGGAUAAAGUUCCGCACCCGACUCUAUCUGAACCCUUCGGAAUCAGACACGUGUAACCAAGAUCUGAUGCAGAAAACCACUUGCGGAGAAGACAAGCCGCCAUGUUUUUCUCAACUUUCAAACGCUAAAGCUAUUCCAAUAAUUCCAGAAGUCUGCAUUCUGCCAAAGGAUGUUGGCCCCUGUCGUGGAUUGUUUAAACGUUGGUAUUUCGACACCACCAAGCAAGCUUGCAUUCAGUUUGUUUACGGUGGUUGCCGUGGCAACAAGAACAAUUUUCGUCGCUAUAACGACUGCAAAAAAAUAUGUGAAAAUGUGUUGAAAGAUUCUCUCCACUUUCUGACUCCGUCGUUGCGGUAUUAUCUGUACAAAACUGGUAACACCGUUACUCAUCUUAAAAAUAGAGUUCUGUGUGUUCCUCUGAGCACGCUUACCGCUUUAUCUACAAGAACAUACGACUCCAGCAACAAGCUCAUAGUUGACUGCGAAGUAUCAGAAUGGUCUGAAUUUAGUUCCUGCAGUGCCACCUGUGGAAAGGCACGUAAAGAACGUCGUAGAAGGAUUGAGAUAUAUCCACAAAAUGGAGGGAAAAGGUGCCCUAAUAAGCUUGUACAACGUCGAAAGUGUAGAAACAAUCCAAAAUGUGGUAAGAAUAUUACACCUUAGAAAGUAAACAAUUUAUCAGAAUUAAAAAAGAAAAAAACAAACUUUUACCUUCUUUUAUUCAUGUAUCAGAGUUUUUGGUUCAAUUUUAAGAAAUAUUACCGAUUUCAUUAGUCGCUAAUUAAUAAUUUAUUGCACUAUAAUUAUGAGUUUUAGAGCCCUAUAAUAAAACCUUUUGCACCUGGUUUGAAAGGUAACAUAUUAAGUGUUUUCUAAUCUAUUUCGUCUAAUUAUUUCACUAUUAAUAACACAGAAAGUGUUACAGUAGCUUUCGAUCAAAAUGUGGAAUUUUAUUUACUAUUCGCCAGACGGUGUCUCUUGGUCUGUGGUGAACAGAUGGAAGGAAAUGAUUAAAGUACUUUUCUAACUACAAUAACUAUUUAGUUAUUUUUCAACUAAAGCUAUAAGAAUCCCAAAACUCCUAUACACGUUUUACCUAUAUUUCAUGCUGCAAAUCCCACGUUGUUUCUCAUACUACUCGAAAUAAUACGCAUAAACCUUUCACUUUUCAAACGUACUCGCCAUGGUCGUAGGAGAUACAUCUUAACAUCUUUCAUACAUCCAAAAAAGCUUGUGUAAUAUAUAUAUAUCGGACAACGUCAAAAACAAAAAAAGAACUGAGAACUUUAAAAUGAAAACGAUAACAUUAAAACUAGAGACCACAUCCAAUGCAAGUUUCACUGUACCGUAUUUCAUCUCUCCAACUUGUUAUUCUUAUAUGUUUACCAUAACAUUGUUUGUAAUUUGACCUUAUACUUUUUCAACAACUACGACGUAGCUGUAAUGAUUAUUUUUAUACAAGCUUCUCUUGAGUGGAGUUACUUUUUUGGGUACAUUCUAUGUUUGAAUUAUAAUACACAAAAUAGUAUAUGGCAUUCCGUGUUAUAAUUAUUUUUGUUAAAUUCAGUGUUAGUUGUAUACGAUAUUCUUGUGAACUUGAUUAGGCAAUGAAAUAAACAAAAACGAUUUUUUGUGAUGUAAUCCACCAUACUGAUCUCCAUUAUGCUGAUUUAUAAUUUCAAGUAAAAACAUUUUCAUGUUUUUUUUUUCAGGUUGAAAGGUUUGGAGAUUAAUCGUUCAGUAACAUUGUAUAUAUUGUAUUAUUGUAUAGAAUAUGCUGUGUAAUCAUAUUAGAUUAUCUGUCUGUAGUUCAUGUGAAUAUUCUAUAUUCACUAUAAUAAAAAGGAUUAGAUUUGUCUCUUA
Limulus polyphemus (Atlantic horseshoe crab) is the source of this 3730-nucleotide messenger RNA. RefSeq names its product spondin-1-like. Lineage: Eukaryota; Metazoa; Arthropoda; Merostomata; Xiphosura; Limulidae. The transcript has 14 exons. Gene Ontology annotation, molecular function: serine-type endopeptidase inhibitor activity. Gene Ontology annotation, cellular component: extracellular matrix. Gene Ontology annotation, biological process: cell adhesion. The record is from RefSeq and is a predicted model, not a curated record. The coding region runs from base 101 to 2530 and encodes 809 amino acids.